AUGGAACGAGAGAGCCGACAUUCGAAAGAGGAGGAAGAAGAAUUGGACAGGAAAAUCGCUCAAAUACGGGAAAAAAACCAAAAGAUCGUGGAGAGGAGAAAGGAGAUCGACGCUGAGCUAGCUAUCCACUCUAAUGAACUACUGAGAAAACCAUCAAAGUCUUCUCCAAUUGCAUCAGUUACAACGAAAACAACGAAAGGAGAGUGGGAUCGAGAAUGGGACAAGGGUAAAACGCCGUAA
Angiostrongylus costaricensis is the source of this 240-nucleotide messenger RNA. NCBI's taxonomy places the organism in Eukaryota, Metazoa, Nematoda, Chromadorea, Rhabditida, Metastrongylidae. The record is from the annotation of a GenBank genome assembly.